Messenger RNA from Brassica oleracea var. oleracea, 1869 nucleotides. RefSeq names its product squalene epoxidase 3. Lineage: Eukaryota; Viridiplantae; Streptophyta; Magnoliopsida; Brassicales; Brassicaceae. Gene Ontology annotation, cellular component: endoplasmic reticulum; membrane. Bases 141 to 1691 code for a protein of 516 amino acids. Gene Ontology annotation, biological process: sterol biosynthetic process. The transcript is spliced from 5 exons. The record is from RefSeq and is a predicted model, not a curated record. Gene Ontology annotation, molecular function: flavin adenine dinucleotide binding; squalene monooxygenase activity.
CAACCACAACCUCUUCAUCCUUGACAUAAUAAUACCAACAAGAUCGUUUUCCUUACACAAAAAAAAAACUACGCGUCGUUUCGUAACAACCCUCCUCGAAUCACCGACAUUGAUUGGUCGCUCGCGAGCGGCGGAGAUAAAUGGCCGUCGAUCACUUAAUCCUGACAACAUGCUUCGCCUCCUUGUUCGCGUCUCUGCUUCUCUACCUCCUGCGACGUCGGAGCAAGGAGAUUGUGAGCAGAAACAACGAACCCCUAACGGUGAAACCUGGAAACAAUGACGUCGAUAUCAUCAUUGUCGGCGCUGGUGUUGCCGGCGCUGCCCUUGCUCAUACACUCGGCAAGGAAGGGAGAAGAGUUCACGUUAUUGAAAGAGACUUAACCGAACCUGACCGGAUUGUUGGUGAGUUGCUUCAACCAGGUGGAUACUUGAAGUUAAUCGAACUCGGGCUUGAAGAUUGUGUGAAGGAGAUAGAUGCGCAGAGAGUUCUUGGUUAUGCACUCUUCAAAGAUGGGAAACACACCAAACUCUCUUACCCUCUUGAUCAGUUUGAUUCUGAUGUGGCUGGUCGUAGCUUUCACAAUGGUAGAUUUGUGCAGAGGAUGCGAGAGAAAGCUUCUACACUUCCCAAUGUUAAAAUGGAGCAAGGAACAGUGACAUCAUUAGUAGAAGAAAACGGAGUAAUUAAAGGCGUUCAAUACAAAACCAAAGAAGGACAAGAACUUAAAUCAUAUGCUCCACUCACCAUCGUAUGCGAUGGUUGUUUCUCCAACUUACGUCGCUCUCUUUGCAAACCUAAAGUAGAAGUACCAUCAAACUUCGUCGGUCUCGUCUUAGAGAACUGCGAGCUUCCCUUUCCAAACCACGGCCACGUUGUCCUCGGCGACCCUUCACCCAUUCUCUUCUACCCCAUAAGCAGCUCUGAAGUCCGUUGCUUAGUGGACGUACCUGGCUCAAAACUACCUUCACUCGCAAGCGGCGACAUGGCUAAACAUCUCAAAACAACCGUUGCACCACAAGUACCUAUCGAGAUCCGAGAGGCCUUCCUCUCAGCUGUUGAGAAAGGUAACAUAAGAACAAUGCCGAACCGUAGCAUGCCUGCUGACCCCAUCCCUACGCCAGGAGCUCUCCUUCUUGGUGACGCGUUUAACAUGCGUCAUCCUUUAACCGGAGGCGGUAUGACCGUGGCAUUGUCUGAUAUAGUCAUCCUACGUGAUCUUUUAAACCCUCUUGUUGACUUAACCGAUAAAGAGUCGUUGUCCAAGUACAUCGAGUCUUUCUACACGUUGCGGAAACCGGUUGCGUCGACUAUUAAUACACUCGCGGGGGCUUUGUAUAAAGUGUUUUUGGCGUCUCCUGACGAUGCGAGAAGCGAGAUGCGUCGAGCUUGCUUUGAUUACCUUAGCCUUGGAGGGGUUUGCUCGUCGGGUCCAGUGGCUUUGCUGUCGGGUUUGAACCCGAGACCUAUGAGUCUUGUUCUUCAUUUCUUCUCUGUGGCUAUAUUCGGUGUUGGUCGUUUGCUUGUGCCUCUUCCUUCAGUUAAACGACUGUGGCUUGGUGCUAGACUCAUCUCGAGUGCUUCGGGGAUUAUAUUUCCAAUAAUAAAAGCAGAAGGUGUGAGGCAAAUGUUCUUCCCUCGAACCAUUCCUGCUAUUUACAGAGCUCCUCCUGCUCAUUCUUCUCCUCAGUGAUGACAUCAUAAACAUUGCUUUCAAGAUUUUUCAUGUGUAAGAAUAUAGCUACGUCGUGGUUGGUUUUGAUUUGGUUUGAAAAAUGUGUCACGUUCAUUGGAAAGAAAAUAAGACUUAUCAUGUAAAAGUGUAUCUCUCUCUCUCUGUUAAUUGUUAGAAACUUGUGUGUUUUGCACUA